AUGUCUCAGGCGCGGGCCCAGGACCCAACCAGGUCCACAACCAUGGACGUCCCUACGCGAUCCGAGCAGGUGGACGUGCCUGAGACAGCGAGCGACCUGCUGGAUCAGGGCCCAUGCGAAGCCGAGCGAGAUCCGGAGGGCGGCCUGUGGUUCUUCCUGAUGGAUGCAGUUGAAGACGACCGAGCCAGCCCGCCCCGAGUCUAUCUUUUCGGCAAGGUGAAGGUCCGCUCGGGCUCGUCAGAGUAUCGCAGCUGCUGCCUCGUGGUUGAGAAACUGGAGCGUUGCUUUCAUUUGCUGCUCAAAGUCGAGGACCCUUCAGACAACGAGUCGGCACAGAUAGCCGCUAAUGCAGCUGCCGGGGAGCUUGAAACGCUGAGAAAGGACAAAUUUCCAAACAUGAAGGUGAUCCGCAGCAAAUUAAAAUUUCGAAAUUAUGCUUUUGAGAAGCCUCUUGGGCAGGCUUUGGGAACCCUGCCUUUUCUGAAAGUUGUUUGCGAUGCGGCAGGCUCUGUGCCGCCAGUUGGCCUGGCAGGUGAUAACUUCACACACAGCUUUGGUAUCCAGGCCAGUCUCCUUGAACGGCUUGUGCUGACCAGACGUCUGAUGGGACCGUCGUGGUACCGACUUCAUCCGGAUUCAUUCAAGGAGGAGCCUGCAAAGCUUUCGCAUUGCGCCACCGAGUUUCGCAUCACGCCGGCUUCGAUUCAGGUGCCCAAGACGGCGACAGAGAAAGCACAGUGGAACUCACACAUGCCAUCAUCAAGCCCUCCCUUGCGAGUCCUGAGUGUGAGCCUGCAGACGUUCCAGCAAACGGCCCAACUGUCGCAUGAAGUCCUUGCAAUCGGUUGCAGCUUGCAUCCAACCGUAAGUGCUGAUGCCUCUGCAAGUGAGUCCGACCUUCAGAAUUCGCGACGAACUUGGGCAGCGAUUCGGAGAUUGGAUGCCAAUCCAUUUCCACGAGAUGCUGAGAAGGCACUCGCUGCUGGUGGCUUCCAUAGCUAUAACAACGAGCUAGCGCUGCUCAAUGCCUUCUUGUUGAAGGUGCAGGAGUUUGAUCCGGACGUGAUUGCAGGCCACAACAUCUUCUCCGUCGAUUUGGACGUCUUGAGCUCGCGGCUACACCAGCUCAAAGUGCAGAAUUGGCACAGGCUUGGGCGCUUGCGUCGUUCGAAGGACCGUGUGCCGCGAAAUGAGGGUCGGCAAGCUCAAGGAUUUUGGGCAGGCACGAAUUUGGCGGCUGGCAGAUUGGUGUGCGACACUGCUCUGCAAGCGAAGGAUUUGCUUCCGAAGCUCGGAUGCUAUGACCUCGCCAACCUGGCGAAAGAGCAGUUGGGAUGUGCAGAUGUGAAGAUUGUCGAGCCUGAAGCGAUUGCCGAGUAUUACGAUUCUGCGAGGACUUUGCUGAACCUGCUCCAACUCAAGACAGUCGAUGCCUACUGCAUAGCUCGGAUCGCACAUUCCUUGCAGAUCCUGACCUCAACCCUCCUGCCGUCGGAGUUCCCCGACAUCAUCCAGUUCUCAAGUGCUGUGUACUACUGCAACGAAGCAGAAGGAAAAGUUGAGGUCGAGGUCUCCAGACUUGGUGAGGAUGACAACCAAUGCCAUGUCGACUAUGAGACUUUCGACAUCUCUGCAGUCUCCGGUGUCAAGUAUGUGGGUCGCAAGGGCACCAUCGCUUUUGAGCCAGGGCAAAUGUCGGUUGUCAUUGAGAUCAAGCUGGUGGAGAACGAUGCCUUCGAGGCCACACUGGAGUUUGGCGUCCGACUGCUCAGGCCUCGCAAUGCUGUUCUCGGCCACUACCUUCACACCUGCAGAGUGACUGUGGCGGAUGAUGACACUUUCCCGACGAACAGGAACGCUGACAAGCUGCGCGAGGAUAGAGCAGCAGAAAUCCAACCAGUGGUGCUGUGGUCGGAAUAUCUCAAGAUGAGCCUCAAGGACCGAAAGGUUAAACUGGCGGCAACCUAUAACCUUCUCACGGAUCAGGUACGGAACUUGGCCUACCUCUGGCAAGUAAUGCUGACCAAGUAUUUGAUCGACCAAGUCCUGGCAGACGAGCCUCAGCCUUUCUUCACGGACCCGAUCAUGCCCCAAGGCAGGGAGGAGCGGGUGUGGCUUACGAUUGCGUUUUCCUUCGUGCCACAUGCAGUUAUGCUGGUGCUGAACCGACUGAAGGCCGAGAGGCGUAUCCAGGGCAUGGUCGUCAAUCAGCUACAAGGCAAUUUGCUGAGGAAGUUCUUGAAUUACAACGAAGACUCGCGCGAUUCUGUGUCGACGUCGGACUUGGCAAUGGCCAUAACCCGUGACGUUCCUGAGUUGGUGGAGCACGGCUUUAUGGGUAUUUUUGAGCUUGUCGAGAACCUCGGCUUGGUCAUCGUGCUCGGUAUCCUCAUGCUGGCGCAGAGUCAGUUGUCGCCGCUGACCCCCAUAUGUUUCUUCCUCAUUCCGCUGGCGAUGCUGAUAUUCAUUUAUAUUCGCCAUCCGGAAACUGAGCGCCGAGACCGCUUGGUUUUUCAGCGACAAACCGAGAUGUUAAUCUUGGUGCACCAAGUGACAGACAACACCCGAUUGAUUACUGACUACUUUCAGCGCCCGACGAUGGUGGUCAGCUUUAACGGACGAGUGGCAGAAUGUAACAAAGCAACCACUCUUGCGACAAUGUUCAGGGUUACAAACUCGGAGUUCGCGCCUUUUAUGACGACCGUCGUCAUAGCUCUCUAUGUCAUUUUCCAUUAUGCGUCUGUGGUGGAGAAGACAAUCACCAUCGGUGAGUUCCUGACGUCCAUAGCUGUAUGGCGAAGCAUUGGCUCAGCUUACCAGAAUGCCUACAAGGACAUGCUGCAGAUCCAACAGGCAGCAGCUCCGCUUCUGAAUGUCAUACACUAUAUGAACCUGCCUGUUGACACGACGGACAGGAUGUUGAUCACAAGGGAAAUGCAAGAGUGUGGCAAGACAGCCCAGAUGAAGGCGCACCAUCAACUUUUCGGUAAGCUUCCGGCAAACUCACCGUUCGUGGAAGAAAGUAGCUGCGUCACUUUCAAUGGAGAGAAGUUGACGGCCAAGUACCCGCAGGAUCUGGUUCAGAUCUAUGCAGACAACAUCAACUUUGCCUACCCUGCACGGACCGGAGGAGGCAUAGACCUGCUGCGGAAUGCCACCUUCAAAAUUCCACAAGGCCAGCUAGUGGCUGUGGCUGGUCCGAAAGGAUGCGGCAAGAAGACUCUUCUGGAGCUCAUUGCCGGCAUUCUGCUACCUACUGGCCACACCAAGCUCUUCGUACCUCCGCACUUGCGGGUUCUGCAUGUGUCCAAAGAUCCGCAGCUGUUGCCAGAGAUCACGCUUUUUGAGAAUCUCACCUUCGGCCCCUCAGAUGGUCAAGAUGAAGAGGAGGAAAGGGUCUUGGCAAUUUGCAGGCGGUUGGGCCUCAGCGCAGAUGCUGUCAAGCUGGUUGAAGCCUCGAUACAAAGACAGGGAGAUGUGAAGAAGUCCAGGGCGGCCGACAAGUUGCGCGUGGUUGAACGCCCGGCAAAGUCGGGUUCUGCGCAGUCGUCGGCACUACGAGAGCUGCAGGAGAAAAACCAAGCCCCUGAAAACAGCCUGCCUUUCACGGAGAAGUGCCUUCUGCACUUAGCAAGAGCUUUAGUCAUGAACCCAGAAGUCCUCAUAUUGCACAAGCCACUGGAGCAUUUCGACUAUGUGUUCGCCCGCCGCGUUGUGGAGAUACUUCGUGAAUUCGUGGACUUGCGGGGUUUGGAGAAGCCGAGAGAAACGCUGCACCUUCGGAGUCCCAGGACGUGCAUCUUUUCUGUCGGUCACUUGGACAACUUGGAAGAUGUGGACACCCUUCUCCAGGUAACCAACAAGCAGGUUGAGGCAGUUGAUCUUGAUUCUCUUUGUCGAUUGAAGCAGGAAGUUGGACAACUCUUUCACGUCUUGGACAAAAAUGUUGACAACCUCUUGGAUCGUGAAGAGUUCAUGGGAAUGGCCGAGGAAGCACCGGCCUCAGUGGAGUUAUUCGGCAUCAAGGAGGGCACCGCAAGCAGCAGCGCAAAACAUGAGCUCAACACGAUCUUCGACAAAGUCGAUGACAGUCAAGGUGGAAAGAUCGAUCAGGAAGAAUUCGUCGCUUUCAUUCGGCUGCAGUUCGAUGACCAAUUGGCGGAGGCGGUGAAGGCUAUGAAGAAUCCCGUGGGCGCAAGUCAAAAAAUCACAGAGAUUCAAGCCCAGAAGGCGAAGCGUAAACAGCUGGAGUUCGCCAACUCACCCGGAUACAAGCACCUGGAUGCGUGGGAUUCGCCUGAGAUCCCUGCCCACACGGCCAUUCUCGGCUUCCCUGUGACUUCCAAGAAGUUGCCAAUCACGGCAGAUAAAACCUUUACAGGUUGUGGUUCGCGGGUGCGGAAGGCUAUCCAUGUUCCUGCGCCCCUAACUCGGCAGCUGACAAGCUUGGCCGGCAAUUUGUGGAAUGGUUCGCUUCAGAACAAGCGAGCCGAGCGCAACGAGCUCUUGUUGUGUCAUGAGUUCCACAGCAAGAAAUUCGUUUUGCCAGACAAAGAAAGCCUUUCGCAAAAGAAGCGGCGUCUCCAAAUCGAAGGUGGACAAGGCAUCUCGGCAGGCUUCGAUGAAGCCGACGAACCUGAAGCACAGGCAACUGGUUCCCGAAAGGGCAAGGUGGCCUACAGUGGAGGCCUCGUCCUGGAGCCGCAGGCACCCGAGAUUGCAACUUGCAGAAGACUAGCAGAUCGCGCGCCCACAGCCCGGAUGCAGCAUAAUGUCGGGCUUUCGCUGGCUCAAGCUAUGCUUGAAUGCACGAGUAUCUGUGCACACGAACACAUGAUCUUGCUAUCUUGA
Molecule: messenger RNA, 4851 nt
Organism: Symbiodinium sp. CCMP2592
Lineage: Eukaryota; Dinophyceae; Suessiales; Symbiodiniaceae
Source: the annotation of a GenBank genome assembly